AUGGAAGAAGAAGGAAACAUCUCUGCUUCUAGAGGGAGACCUGACAAGGAUAGAUGGGACGAGUAUAGCAUCCUCAACGACAGUUCUUACAAAGGAGGAGUGACGGAUAAAGGAAACUCUCUUGAAUGGAAGUCAUUUGAAAAAGAAGAAUGUGUCUUCUCGGAAGAGUUGCCAGAAAAGAUAGAGGGUUUGCAGGAAGAGGAGGGAUCUAGGGAGAAGAAAAAAGACUGGGAUGGAGAGAUCAGGAAGGGGAAUGAUAAUCCCAUAAGGCCAAGGAAAUAUGUUGCAAGUAAUACCGAGUAUGAUAGGGGAGAAAAAGGAAGCCCAACUUCGGAGGAAGCCAAAAAGGAGAUCCUCUUGGAGAAUCUGGGGGUUCAUCAAAACAUUUCAAAGCAGAGAUAUGAAGAGCAUAUAAGGAAGUUAAGGGCGGCAAGCGAUAAGUACACGGGGGAAGGAGAAGAAGUAGAGGAUUUGGUAGGGGCUCGGAAAGCACAGACAGAAAAAGAAGAGAAUAUGAGAAGGGCCCUCAAGAUACAAGAGAACGAUCUUUGGAUCAAGGACCAAGAGAUUGUCUUACUUCGAGAAAAGGUGGCAAGACUUGAAAUGAAGAUGGAAAUUGAAGGGAAGGAGUAUAUAGAGAAGUGUAUCCAAAGGGGAGAGGCAGCCGUGAAGAUUCUAGAGGAAGAAAUGAAGAAGGAACGAAGGGAGCUUCUGGAGAGGAUUGGGCAGGAGACAGAAAAAUCAAGGGUGCUAUCCCGGAGGGUCGAGGGUCUUAAGAAGAUCAUCAACGAGCUGGUUCGCAAGAUAAAAAGAAUGAAGCAGAGAUCGGAGGGGUGA
Molecule: messenger RNA, 837 nt
Organism: Encephalitozoon intestinalis ATCC 50506
Lineage: Eukaryota; Fungi; Microsporidia; Unikaryonidae
Exons: 1
Coding region: 1-837 (278 amino acids)
Source: RefSeq, a predicted model, not a curated record